AAACACGAACAUGAGCAUUGCCAGUGUGGCUUGUUGUUCUCAGCAAUAGCCGGUACUACAAUGGCUACUGAUUACUGGGCUAGCUCCCAAUAUAAACGCUGGGUCGUGGACCGCGCCACUCUUAGGCAAGCACGUUCCGACGACUUGAUGUAUGUCGAAGACCCGGAACUGCUCGAUUUUUUGAAUAUCUACUUUGCGAACCUGAUAUCCAAACUUGGGAAGCGUCUCUCGCUGAGACAAAGAGUUAUUGCUACUGCGACGAUAUUCUUCCGCCGGUUCUAUAUCAAGAACUCUUACUGCGAGACUGAUCCCUUUAUUGUCAUCUCCGCAUGCUGCUACGUCGCCGCUAAGGCGGAGGAAUCUCCCGUGCACAUCAAGAACGUAGUGUCUGAAUCUCGCCAACUUUUCAGCCAGGAGGGAUAUGGCAUCAAGCACUUCCCUUCAGACAACUCUAAGCUCGCAGAGAUGGAGUUCUACCUCGUGGAUGACCUCGAAUGUGAUCUCACCAUCUUUCAUCCGUAUCGAACCCUCAUGGCUCUGUGCGGGAAGGAGAAUGGUGCCGGUAGUGCAGAAGCCGGAGAACUGGGAAUCGGAAUCGACGAUGGUCCACGAUAUUGGGGCACCGGUGAGGGUAAACUUGAGCUGCAGGAAGGACCCCUGCAGAUGGCCUGGUUCAUCAUCAACGACACUUAUCGCUCUGACAUCUGUCUUCUAUACCCACCUCAUCUAAUCGCCAUUGCCGCCAUCUACCUCACCCUUGUCCUCAACCCCACGACUCGCGCAACCCUGCCGCUGCCUUCCAGGUCUCCCUCACAGUCACAGUCACAAUCUCCAGUGAAGCCCGAUCCUGCCCAGCCCUCGCGACGUUCCUCUCGCAAUAGUUCCGGCUCAACUUCGUCACAGAAGAAAUCGCAGCCAGACGCGAUCGGGUUUAUGGCCGGCUUGAAUGUCUCCAUGUCACUUAUUGCCACCAUCGCUCAGGAAAUCAUCGCUUUGUACACACUUUGGGAACGCUACAAAGAUGACGCUAUAGCUGAAUCAGGUCGCAGUGGCGCAGGUUUUGGUUCGGGAUCUACUUCAGCAAGGGGCGGGUCGAUGGCCAGCGCUGGUACGAAACGUUCUGGAUCUAGGUUGGGCAGUGGGGAUGGAAGCAUCGAAGGUACACCUCUAUUCACGGGACGAGAGGGAACAGAGGGUGGAAGUUCGAUCGUCACGCCUACGAUACUUACCAGGCUGCUGUUCAAGAUGAGGGAAGCUAAGAUGGCGGAUUUGGCGCAUCCUGCGUCUGGGCGGCCGGUAGCGGUGAACAAGAUGUUGGAGAGGACUCAGGCAGCCGGAUGAAGGAAUUCAUCAGUCCAUGUCGCACGUUAUAUUAAUUUCGAUUCAUUUCGGGGUUUGUUUUGUACUGUAGUUUUUCGACCGUAGGUUCGUCACGCAUCACUCUGGGUGCGCCGGCGAACAUAUUUGGC
Molecule: messenger RNA, 1469 nt
Organism: Stereum hirsutum FP-91666 SS1
Lineage: Eukaryota; Fungi; Basidiomycota; Agaricomycetes; Russulales; Stereaceae
Product: cyclin-like protein
Exons: 5
Coding region: 61-1341 (426 amino acids)
Biological process (GO): positive regulation of transcription by RNA polymerase II
Cellular component (GO): nucleus; mediator complex
Molecular function (GO): cyclin-dependent protein serine/threonine kinase regulator activity
Source: RefSeq, a predicted model, not a curated record